This is a messenger RNA of Emys orbicularis (European pond turtle), 618 nucleotides long. RefSeq lists its product as uncharacterized. The record is from RefSeq and is a predicted model, not a curated record. Lineage: Eukaryota; Metazoa; Chordata; Testudines; Emydidae.
CCACCUACCCACCCGUCCAUCCAUCCCUCCACCCAUCCGUCCACCCACCUACCUAUCCACCCACCUACCCACCCGUCCAUCCGUCCCUCCACCCAUCCGUCCAUCCACCUACCCACCUGUCCAUCCAUCCGUCCACCCGUCCGUCCAUCCACCCACUCGUCUGCCCAUCUAUCCUCCCACCUACCCACCCACCCGUCCAUCCAUCCAUCCAUCCGUCCACCCGUCCCUCCACCCACCUACCCACCUGUCCAUCUGUCCAUCCUCCCAUCCGUCUGUCCAUACCUCCACCCGCCCCUCCACCUACCCAUCUACUCACCCACCUACCCACCCAUCCAUCCAUCCCUCCACCCGUUCACCCAUCCGUCCAUCUACCCACCCACCUACCCACCCGUCCAUCUGUCCUUCCACCCGUCCGUCCAUCCAUGUCCCUCCACCCCUCCGCCCGUCCACCCAUCUGUCCAUCCCUCCACUCAUCCGCUCAUCUAUCCACCCACCUACCCACCUGUCCACCCACCUGCCCACCCAUCCGUCCAUCCCUCCCUCCACCCAUCCGUCCAUCCCUCCCUCCACCUGUCCACCCGUCCGUCCACCUAUCUACCCACCGCUCUACCCAACUAA